CUAGGUAAGGCAAGUGGCAGGAUGAGGUUACAACAUGGAUGUCCAUAAUCCCCCCUUUUUGUGUGGGAUUUACACAUUCCACCAAUGACCACCCCAGAUCCCCAUUUCUUCUUGUUACAACAACAAUCAAAUCAAAUCCACUUGUUCAACCAUGAGACCCAUGAGUUUGGUUCAUUCAUGUUCCAUCUUCACCGGAUCUUCAUUCAUCAAAACAACCCCCAUUAACAACAAACCCACUUUCAAGAUUCACCAAAGACCCACAAUUAGAUCCACAAUUUCUGCAGCAAUUGUUGAAGAAGAAGUAGUUGAGUUGCAACAAAAACCCAAACCCACUUUCAAUUUCAACGCUUACAUGUUGGGAAAGGGUAAUUCUGUCCAUAAAGCUCUUGAUGAAUCAAUUAUGAUUAAAAACCCACCAACAAUACAUGAAGCUAUGAGGUACUCUUUACUUGCUGGUGGGAAGCGCGUCAGGCCCAUUCUCUGUAUUGCCGCGUGUGAGCUCGUCGGAGGGGAGGAGGCCACCGCCAUGCCGGCGGCCUGUGCGGUGGAGAUGAUACACACCAUGUCUUUGAUACAUGAUGAUCUUCCUUGUAUGGAUAAUGAUGAUUUCCGUAGAGGGAAGCCCACUAAUCAUAAGGUUUAUGGGGAAGACGUUGCCGUUUUGGCAGGCGAUUCGCUGCUGGCGUUUGCUUUCGAGUAUGUUUCUAGUAGGACGGAAGGCGCAUCGCCUGCACGCGUCUUGGCUGCCAUCGGGGAGCUCGCCAAGUCGAUUGGGACCGAAGGGCUGGUGGCAGGGCAAGUGGUGGAUAUUGCUUCAACCGGGGGCCAAGAUAUCGGAUUGGAUCAGCUAGAGUUUAUACACAUACAUAAAACCGCAGCAUUGUUGGAGGCUUCUGUUGUGUUGGGAGCUAUCUUGGGUGGUGGGAGUGAUGCGCAGGUGGAGAAGCUGAGGACAUUCGCGCGGUGCAUCGGGUUGUUGUUUCAGGUGGUGGAUGAUAUACUUGAUGUGACCAAGUCGUCCGAGGAAUUGGGGAAAACCGCAGGGAAAGAUUUGUUGGUGGAUAAGACGACAUAUCCGAAACUGCUUGGGUUGGACAAGUCGAGGCAGUUUGCGGAGGAGUUGCUGGCGGAGGCUAAACAGCAGCUGGAGGAGUUUGAAUCGCAGGCGGCGGUGGCGCCGUUGUUGGCUCUGGCGGAGUAUAUAGCUUACCGCCAGAACUAAUGUUGUUGUAUUGUAACCUAGGUUGCUGUUGUCAUCAAUUUGAUUCAUACCUGUUUGAUGAUGUAAGAUUAAUUGACUUGAAGAAACAGGAGGCAAAUUAGAUUUUUCUUUUGAUUGCAAUAUACCACCUAUAUUAUCAUUCUGAA
This is a messenger RNA of Helianthus annuus (common sunflower), 1368 nucleotides long. RefSeq names its product geranylgeranyl pyrophosphate synthase, chloroplastic. Gene Ontology annotation, biological process: isoprenoid biosynthetic process. The record is from RefSeq and is a predicted model, not a curated record. NCBI's taxonomy places the organism in Eukaryota, Viridiplantae, Streptophyta, Magnoliopsida, Asterales, Asteraceae. Gene Ontology annotation, molecular function: geranylgeranyl diphosphate synthase activity. The transcript has a single exon. Bases 152 to 1222 code for a protein of 356 amino acids.